ACCGCAGUUGUUUUAUUUUUGUCACAACAUGUUAAUAAAGUACUAUUUUAAAUUUAUUUAUUCUCAAUUAAUUAUUGUAUAUAAUGAAAAUAUUUUAAAAUUUUAAAAAGUCUCGAGCAAAAAUGGCUUCCGAAAUAUUUACGGUCGAUGGAAAACAACUGGAAUUUAAUCUCAUUGGUUUUGAAUUCAACGAGUAUCACGCGCUUGCAACUUCUAUCGAGCGUCAUGGCGGUGAAAUCACUUUACCGCAAUCAUUUAAUGCCAAUGGAAUAACAAUUAUCAAUCCUAACACUUGUCAUUCUGUAAAUUAUCUACAUGACAGUAUUAAUAGUGGCUCGCUGGCCGAGUUAGAAAACUACUGCAUCAGUAAUCUUAUCAGUAAUUUUAGUCAUGGCGAAAGUACAAUUUCGAAUGAACCAGGAAUAAAAACAAAUAUCAGUGAUGAAGAGGAUAAUGGAGAUAAAAAAAUUUCAGGUACUCCAUUAUCUAGUAGCCUAUUCGCAGAAGAUCUUUGCCCAGCAGAAUCACCAGAUCUUUUAGCUUCGGAAGAUGACUCCCUUGCUACUGAUGACGAAAUUUCUGGUGAUGAUGGAAGUAGUACUAAUGUUUCAAUAGUCACGAACAGUGAUGUGACAUUCGAUGAAGAAAUUGAUGGUAUAAAUUCAGCAUCAAAAGAAAAAAAUCCACUUACAAAACUUGUGUGUAAAGAAGUAGUAGUGCGAUGCGAAAAAUUAAUAAUUGAUAAACCAGAAGCACCCGUGGUACGAAAAAAGUUGUCGUCCAUUGAAGAAGUCACUGAAAAUUCAAUGUCAGAAAAAACACCAGAAAAUAAUCAUAGAGAUGUAGAAAAUUUAUCAGUAUCACAGAGCGAAGAAGAUGAAGUUGUAAAGGAUUCAGAUGAUGAUAUGUUUAUAACAUAUGAAAAUAAAAAGAAAUCACGUAGAAAUACUGAAUCAUCUGACGAAUCUUUCUAUGAAAAUUUUGAUAAUUCUUUGUCCGAGAGAUCCAGUGAAUUAAGUAUAGAUUCUAAUGCAUCUGAUACAUUUCCGGCGAGAAAAAAGAAAAAAAUGAUACAUUUAUCUAGUGAAAGUUCUUCUGAUCGUGAUUAUUCUACAAGCAGAUCCAAAAAAGUAAAUAAAGUUGAUCGUUAUAUAAUUCGCUCGAAAACUAGAGCGGCUGAGAAAUCAUGUCCGAAUGAUGGUAAAAAUGUCCAGGGUCCGAAGUCGAGUGCAUCCAAAGAACCUCAGCCAGGAACAUCGGAAGAAAUUAAUACACGUUCUAAGGACUCUGAUAAAAAAACAAUGAUUGUAAUGAAUAAAAAAGUAUAUCCAGGCUCACCGUCGUCUUCCAAUGAUGAGUCAUUUGAGACUAGAAUAAAUAAAAAGCGUUACUCAAAACGAAGGUCACCAAGAAACAAUAAUUUGUCAAGUAAGCCGCGCAUUAACACGGAUCCAGAUGUAGAAAUACUGGAUGAUGAUUCGGAUAUUGAUGAAAUAGUCAGAAGUCCGUCGAAAAAGUCUCAUUCGAAAAAACAUUCAGCAAAACCUGAUAGCUUACCUGCUAAAUCAUCUGCUGCAGACAGUUCGACUAAAUCAACGAACCCAAAAUAUAAUAAACUUGAAGUGAAAAAAGAAUAUCGUAAGAAAUUUAAGUCUAAAAUUAAUCCCAAUGGAGAUAUCAUAGAUAUAAAAGAUAGUGGUUCAGGUUCAGAUGAUAAUUCUAUAGAUGAAUCAGUCAACAAUCGCAUUAAGUGGUUGGAAGAACGUAUAAAUGUUGAAUCCCAUAUGUUGAAUCCAAAAAAUAAAUCUGACAAGAGUAAAUCAUAUGAACCAUGGGAACAGACCGGGAUGCUGUGGUACCUGAUUAAAAAUAACCGACUUCAUGAGGCGAAAUCUAUGAAGGUUUGGCAAGAUAUGAUUGAUGAAGGUUAUUUGACCAAUCGUUCUGCGAGGGGACUACUUUCCUCUUUUCGCAGUAUGCUCAACAAACUCGAAGAUUAUAAUUUGCCUGAAAAUAUCCGCAAGCAAUUAGCGAAUUCCCAUAGUUAAAAAAAAGUCUUUAUUUUUUAAACUAGUAGAAAAUUUUGUUAAGUUUUUAUAUAUUACUAAAGUGAUUAUACUCAAAUGUAAAUAA
Messenger RNA from Microplitis mediator, 2133 nucleotides. Its product is annotated as myb-like protein V. Bases 123 to 2048 code for a protein of 641 amino acids. NCBI's taxonomy places the organism in Eukaryota, Metazoa, Arthropoda, Insecta, Hymenoptera, Braconidae. The record is from RefSeq and is a predicted model, not a curated record. The transcript has 9 exons.